AUUAUUCAUGUCAUUCACAUAAUGGACUAAAGGCUCAGUGGUUCCUGUUCGUCACAGAUGGAAGAUAAGAAUUAGCUUGGAUGAAGGUGGAUUAUGCAGUAUAAUGUCUGAAUAAAUACCGUUAAGCAGGGAGGCUGGGACUCACUGAAUCACUGGGUCUGCAAGUGCCCACAUCUCUUGAACAGGACCAAGACUGAUUGGAAAAAGACAUUGCUUCACAUGGAGACUGCAAUGUUCACCUGCUGGCUCCUUUUUCUGCUGUUUAGUCCAGCUGUUCCCACAUGUUCACCCACCGACUUCACACUGUAUGUGGAGAAGCCAGAGUGUGACUUCUGUGUGGCAAUCAAUACCACCAUCUGCACAGGAUUUUGCUACUCCAGGGACAGCAACGUGAGGGAUAUUCUCGGCCCACGAUUCCUGAUCCAGAGAGGCUGUACAUAUGACAAGGUGGAAUACCACACAGCCUUUCUGCAUGGCUGCCCUAGUGACUCCAACCCCUUCUUCACCUACCCUGUGGCUCUCAGCUGCCACUGUGGUUCCUGCAAGACUGACAGCAAUGAAUGUACACACAGAGCCAGCACAGAUGGAACUAAGUGCACCAAACCAGUGAGAAGUAGUUACCUCUAUCCUGGCCAGAGCAACUUUGUGAUUCCUUUUUGAUCCUCAUGUUCUCAUAACUACCUUUUUCUUUUGAUGUUGAAGCCAGAUGAGUGUAUUAUAUUGAGUAGAGCAAUGUCUGCACUGUGUGUACUGUUACACAUUGUACCAUCACUGUUCCAGCUUGUUUUAUCCUGUCUUUGUUGCCCAACUUGUUCUGUCCUCCAGCUCUGCUUCUCGGUUUACAAUGGGGGUUGAUCCCUGCGUAUAUUUCUGUCGCCAUUGUUAUUAAUCCUUCUGUACACUCAUGUGAGUGUGACUCCCAGACUUAUUAUGUUUACUCUGAAGGGACAUUCUGACUACAACUCAAUUAAAGCUGAAGCCUCUAAAUAGC
Messenger RNA from Amphiprion ocellaris (clown anemonefish), 991 nucleotides. It is a transcript of the gene tshba, whose product is annotated as thyroid stimulating hormone subunit beta a. Gene Ontology annotation, cellular component: cytoplasm; extracellular region. Gene Ontology annotation, biological process: G protein-coupled receptor signaling pathway. The record is from RefSeq and is a predicted model, not a curated record. Gene Ontology annotation, molecular function: hormone activity. The transcript has 3 exons. The coding region runs from base 220 to 660 and encodes 146 amino acids. Lineage: Eukaryota; Metazoa; Chordata; Actinopteri; Pomacentridae.